This is a messenger RNA of Saimiri boliviensis boliviensis (Bolivian squirrel monkey), 1294 nucleotides long. It is a transcript of the gene SMIM10L1, whose product is annotated as small integral membrane protein 10 like 1. The record is from RefSeq and is a predicted model, not a curated record. Lineage: Eukaryota; Metazoa; Chordata; Mammalia; Primates; Cebidae.
GCGGACAGGAAGAGGCGGAGCGCCAGCGGCGCCUGGAGCCGGCGCCCCGCACGGGACCGAGCGGCGGCAGCGACAACCUUAGUUGUGAGCCCGGGGGCCGCUUUGCCCACCGUCCCGCCGGUCUCGGCCGUAGCUAGGGGGUCCGCAGGCCCUGCGGCAACCCUCGGUACAGACGCUGGGCGGGAGGCGACACCUGGCCCAUGGCCCCCGAGGCGGCUCCGUCUUCCUUGGCCGUCAGGGCCUCAAGCCCCGCCGCGGCCCCCACCUCGUACGGCGUCUUCUGCAAGGGGCUCUCCCGCACCCUCCUCGCCUUCUUCGAGCUGGCCUGGCAGCUGCGCAUGAACUUUCCGUACUUCUACGUCGCGGGCUCGGUGAUUCUCAACAUUCGCCUGCAGGUACACAUUUAGACCCGUGACUAAGCUAACGGCCUCCGGGACCAACAAGAUGGCCGACUCCUGGGGUCGUUCUCGGCGCAGCGGAGGUGCGGAGAGCGAGCCGCGCAGUCUCGCGAGAGGUUGCUCGGGCGCUCUUCGCGGCUGCGCUCUUCGCUGCUAGCGGAGCUCCUCCCGGGGGCGCCGGGAGCCUUCCGUUCCUAGAAAGAGAAAAUAACGCGAUUCCGGAAACAGAGAACUGCAGUUAAGACCCUCGAAAAGAUCUAAGAAAGCGUGCAUCCUGAAACACCUGACGAAUUUCAGGACGUGACAAAGCACAGAGGGUGCAUUGUUUCCAAUUAAAAGGGUGAAAUUUUCAUGAAAAAGAAAAUCAGUAAACCGGGAAUGUUGGAUUUGGAUUGUAAGCAAGAUUUGAAAUACGAAGCUGAAGGUAUUAAGGCUGUGAUACAGUAGGCACAUAUUUCUUCAUCCCACAAGAGAAAAUAAUCAUCAGAAACUUUCAGUGAGAAAAAGCAAAACUGUGCAAGAAAAACAUCCUCCAACCACCAGACAUAAAAUGCUGCAAGCUUUUGAACUAAUGGGGAGAGUGUAAGAAAAUGGGCUCUAUUUCAGUGCUCUUGUGGCCGGACGACGGAGAUCAAGACUUGGAGCCUCAGAAAAGGAGAUACCGUAGGAGCACAAAGUUUGGCUAUUCAGUGAAUAACAUUUAAAUAAUAGUAAAAUGCAAAUGUUGUUUAUGGUUUUUAUUGUUUAAGGGUGUAUCUAAUUAUGGUUACAGAGUGGAAUGCAAAUGUUAUCCAUCAUGUUUUAAAAAUACAGACGGAAAUACAAGUGGGAAUGUUGAAGAAGGGCGGGAGAGAUAAUGAAAUGGUAGUAAUGUCCUUAUGAAGUGGGAAAUUGAA